UGAGGGGGGGAUGUUCUUUCUUCCCUGUAGUACUAUAGGGUCAUCCCUUAGAGGUCUGAAUACUGCUAGAUGCAUUUGGGGCAUCAAGCUCCAGAAUCAGCUGCAAGGCACUAGCAAGGGCUGAGCUUAAAUGUAUUUGCACCUACCUAGCUUUGUUUAAGGGGAAAGCUAGGAUUAUAGAGUGACUUCCUGUUGGUUUUAAGCUAUAAAUAAGGCUUUUUCCUUUUUGGUGUCUUACACAGAUUUGUGACAAAACUAAGACCAGAAAGUCUGGGCACUUUGCUAGUGGGUGACAGAAGACAGUUUAGGCUGGCAUCUUGGACAGAUGAUGCAUGCCAUCCAAAGUACUCAGCAGAGUCCGGGCCCAGUUAAACAUGAUAAUAGUGACCACAUCUAUUAGAUCCUAGACUUUUGUGUAGCUUUUACUGUGGAUUGAAACAUUUCCUCCUGAAAAGAGGUUCAAAAGAUGGUUGGUUUUUCUAGACAGGUUUUCUCUGUGUAGCCUUGGCUGUCCUGGAACUCCUUGAAUACACAGAGAUCUGCCUGCCUCUGCCUCCCGAGUGUUGGGAUUAAAGGAGUGGGCCAUACCUAGUGUAGGUAGACAUUUGUUCACAUCUCCAGGAAAUGUUAACACCAGUGAGUCCUAUAAAAAUCAGCAUUUCCAGCAUUUGACAAUUGUGGCAAAGGCCAGUAAGGCCAGGAAGUAUGAGAUGCCCUCAAAGAAAAGUCAUUGGCCAUCCCUUUGCAGUGGGCCCACGUCUGCUUCUGGGUAUGUGGCACUCAAGCUGUCAGACUCUGCCACACUGGCCUGCAUCUUUUCUUAUCCAUCAGUUUUAUUCCCAGGUACUUACUACCAUGCAUCUGUGAAAUGCUCCAUAGUGGGCCAGACACUAGCAGUAUAACAUGCCUCCCAUACCACUCCAGUGUAGAAGACAAAGGUUAACACAAAAUCAUGCAGAGCUGGCUGUGUUGGCACAUGCUUGUAAUUCCAACACUUGGGGACUGAGGAGGACAAGGACUUCAAGACUGUCCUACAGUUUGAGGCCAGCAUGGGACUACAUAAGACCAUGUCUUUAAAAAGAAAAACAAAAAACAAUUUCUAGCCAGGCAGUUGUGGCGCACACCUUUAAUCCUAGCACCUGGGAGGCAGAGGCAGGUGGAUCUCUGUGAGUUCCAGGCCAGCCUGGUCUACAGAGCGAGUUCCAGGACAGGCUCCAAAGCGACACAGAGAAACCCUGUCUUGAAAAACAAACAAAACAACAACAACAAAAACCAACCAAUUCUAUCCAAACAUACAAAUGAGUGUAAAGAAAAAAAAGCUGAUCUGAAAUAGGUGUCCUGUCCUAGCCUGCGGGGGCCCCUAAGACACUGGGGCACAUGCAGAGGCCUUGGGGUUGGAAUGUAAGAGACAGGGCUGAAAGGCAAGGGGGAAAUAAUAGGGGUGGCCACAUAGAGCAUCAAGGUCCACAGACAGGUUCCUCCGUAGAUGGGACAGAAAGGGAGGGGUAAGCCCAAGCAAGAACUGUCUGGAAGAUGGCCCUGUUGUUUCUGGAGGCGUAGUCCCACAGCUGGUGAAGAUAAUACUUCUCCUUCCCUUCCUGACCACCUUCUGGAACUGGAUGUCCUUCCUUCAGGCCCUUGACUGCACCUGAACCCCUCCUGCCCACCCCCAGCAUCCCAGUCAGUGGUGGCUCCCUCAAGGCCCAGCAAUCUCAUUAGUGUAGCAUCAGAGAAGACAGUCAUAAUCUGCUCACCAGGAAAAGGAUAAAUUCCUAGGCCGGUGCUCUGCUGACCCAGGUCCAGCCAACGGGCGCCUGCGGCUCCCUGAGACCUGUCCAGUACUUGCCUGCAUGAGGAGUACAGCCCAGCCUGACAGAGUCCAGAAGCUAAGGGUCACUGAAGUGUCUCUGACAGCCUCACCAUGAACCUGGAGCCACCCAAGGCCGAGAUUCGGUCAGCCACACGGGUUAUGGGAGGACCAGUUACCCCCAGGAAAGGACCUCCUAAGUUUAAGCAACGGCAAACCAGGCAGUUCAAGAGCAAGCCCCCCAAGAAAGGCGUCCAAGGGUUUGGAGAUGACAUCCCUGGAAUGGAAGGCCUGGGAACAGACAUCACUGUCAUCUGCCCUUGGGAGGCCUUCAACCACCUGGAGCUGCAUGAGCUGGCUCAGUACGGCAUCAUUUAGUCGAUCCCUGCUACAAGAGCCUGUGGAAGAGGCCUGCUGAAGACCCACUCUACCCUACCACCCCCACCCUCUGUAAGCCCUGUCCAGGACCCCUGCCCAAGCCCAAGCCUGAGUCCCUAGCCAGGUUGUCCCUGGCCUCCAGGUGGGACAACUUCAUGCCCUGACACCAGCUACCAGAGCCUACAGCCGCCCACAGGCCACUCUGCUGACCUGAAGUCCCUGGUCAGAAGAAAGAAAGGAGGGAGACUCAGCCCCACCUCCUGUCCUUCUUGUGGCUGGAAUGCAGGAGUGGACUCCCCAAUAAUGUUUCCCUGAACUGCCUUCUGUGGGUAAGAAAGUUCCUCUGUCCUACAACCCUUCCAGAUGGGUGUUUUGGGGAGGGACACGUCCUGGGGUGAUGUGGUGAGAGAGACCGAGGUUACUCCACCCAUUAUACCAGCCUUCCCAACAUACUCUGUCCCUUGUCCCUAUUUCAAAAUAAAAUUAGCAUAUCCUUGCUUA
Molecule: messenger RNA, 2686 nt
Organism: Peromyscus californicus insignis
Lineage: Eukaryota; Metazoa; Chordata; Mammalia; Rodentia; Cricetidae
Gene: Pde6g
Product: phosphodiesterase 6G
Exons: 4
Coding region: 1922-2185 (87 amino acids)
Biological process (GO): positive regulation of G protein-coupled receptor signaling pathway; visual perception; positive regulation of epidermal growth factor receptor signaling pathway
Cellular component (GO): photoreceptor outer segment membrane
Molecular function (GO): 3',5'-cyclic-nucleotide phosphodiesterase activity; cGMP binding
Source: RefSeq, a predicted model, not a curated record